This is a messenger RNA of Rangifer tarandus platyrhynchus (Svalbard reindeer), 336 nucleotides long. The record is from the annotation of a GenBank genome assembly. Lineage: Eukaryota; Metazoa; Chordata; Mammalia; Artiodactyla; Cervidae.
AUGGAGCUUGAGGCCUUGAGUAGAUGUACCAGUCCAGCGAACCCCGCUAUCUUUCCCCAUGUGGCUGUGGUGCUGUUGGCCGUUGAUAUGUUCUUCACCCCUGGUUGUUUGUUUAUGAGGUCACCGCCGCCAAGUACACUUGGGAUAUCCACAGAGAGCUCCUCAUCUCAUUGGAGGCCUCAAUCUUCAUUGGCUUUCGAGUCCUCUGCCUGCUGCUCUGGGUCAGCGUCUAUGUCUGAGCUCCCAAGGGUUCCAACCAAGGGUCCUCACUGCAUCCUUCCUUUGACUGUGAAUAUUUUUCAGGAACCCCAGUGCCUUGGAGAUGCCAUUUGGUAG